Messenger RNA from Anolis carolinensis (green anole), 1971 nucleotides. RefSeq names its product replication protein A3 (gene rpa3). Bases 154 to 510 code for a protein of 118 amino acids. Gene Ontology annotation, molecular function: single-stranded DNA binding; damaged DNA binding. Gene Ontology annotation, biological process: base-excision repair; double-strand break repair via homologous recombination; nucleotide-excision repair. The transcript has 4 exons. The record is from RefSeq and is a predicted model, not a curated record. Gene Ontology annotation, cellular component: DNA replication factor A complex; nucleus; site of double-strand break. Lineage: Eukaryota; Metazoa; Chordata; Lepidosauria; Squamata; Anolidae.
GGGGACAGAACGCCCCUCUUGUUUCCGCGCGUGCGCACCUUAGCCUCCGGCCAGUCAACUUCCGUGGUUGCCGUGGCAACUGGCCUGCGCUGCUCGAGGGAAGCGGAAAGGAGGACAGGUUUCCCGCCAAAGACUUAGGAAAGGCUCCUGAUAAUGGCGGACGUGCUGGGCGGGCCCAAGGUUCGCGUGGCCGCGAGUCAGUUGGCCCAAUUCAUCGGGAAGCCCGUUUGUUUCGUGGGGCAUCUGGACAAGAUCCAUCCAACUGGGAAAUACUUCUUCCUGACUGAUGGAGAAGACAAAAAAGCAACCAUUGAGAUGAGCACACCUCUAGAAGAAGAGAUUUCUGGAGUCAUUGAAGUAGUAGGAAGAGUUACAAAACAAGUAAACGUUCUGUGUGAGACGUACACUCAAUUCAGAGAAGAUAAAAAUUCAUUUGAUCUUGCAUUAUAUAAUGAAGCUCUGAAAAUUAUCCAUGACUUUUCAGAAUACUAUCCCUAUGGUACUAAGUGAUGCCUUUCAUGCUAACAAAGCGAACAAUUGUAUAUUUAAUGAAGAACUGCCCAAGAAUGAAAAACCUAUCCAAGAAUCUCAUUUGAAAACAAGGAUUAAAAUGCAUUUGGGAUAAUCUGAUGUGCCUAGGAUAUCAUUGGGUUUUGUGAAUCUAAAUUAUGUCGCAUUGGUGAUAUAGAAAAAUACCCAUCUCUUAUAAAGUCAAAAACUUCUCAGUGGGUGAGCAUUUAAUGUCAAAUUACAACUUGGCGAGAUGUCUCUGUAAAUACAUGACAAGAUACAACGCUCCUAUUCAGUUUGCUUUGUUUUCAUUUUGAAAUGAUGCAUAGAAAAUAUCAAGAAGUUAUGAAGAACAAUUUUGUUCAAUAGGCAGCACUCCUGUAGAAACCUGGCUAUCUUAUAGUUUGGAAAUAUCACCUAAAUAUGUCAGAUUAAGAAGAAUGUACAAUUUAAAUGGUAGGCACCAAAGUUUUGAAAUCAGUAGUAGAAGUGUCUGGGGAAGUGAAUUAAAAGCAUAAUAGAAACAAUUCAAAAUACUAAGUUUCCCAAAGCUAGUCCUGUUUUUUGAAAGGAAACAGGAUUGAAUUUACUGCUUUUAUAAUGUAGCCUUCAUUUGGAAUUUUUCAAUUUAUUUUUUUCCUUUAGAGUGGAAAUACAUUGACUAUGAUAAGUGUUUAUCAAAUCUUUAAUGAAGAUUUCUGAUCAAAUUUCCUGAAUUAUUUUUCCAUUUGUUGACUGUCCAGUACAUGCUACUGUGCAUCGCAUAAUCGUAUUAAAAACAGUAUUCUAAAACAAAAAAAAAUAGUGGCAUGGGACCAGUAGAUUGCCAAAACAUUCUUAUUACAUAUUUGUUAAAAUUGUUAAAUAUUUGAGAAUUCAUAGUAAGAACUACUGCUUAAAACUAGGAAUAGGUAGGGAAAUAAAAUCUAAGAGGCAUCACUUUGAAAACCUUGCUGCACUAUUCCAAAUAAUGGACAGGUGACUUCAGUGACUUAAUGCUGAAAGGUUGACAAAUUGGAAUGCUAAGUAAGUAGUAGAGUAUACAUAGAAGCAUGAGAUACAAAAGUGCAUCUGAAAUAUAAGCAACAGAUAAGGGAUCUGUUGCCCAGGAAUUUGAAUGGGUGGAAUGUCUAACUGAAAGUUUGGAAGUGCCAACAGUUCAGAGAUUUAAAACAAGUUUUUACAACAAAGAAUCAUGGAGUUUAUACUUAUCUCUGAGAAUGUAGAAGAUAGGCAGAAUUUGACUGGAAUUUAGUAACUUUCACAUUACAAAUAAAGACUACAUUAUUAUUUUACGAACAGAAAUGCUAAGUUUGUUUUCUACCUUGUAUUCCUAAUUGUUAUCUUAUAGACAGUGCUUUGAAGAAUGAACUGUCAAGCGCUAAACUGAUAGUGAAUUUAUGUUUGCAUCAGAUGGCAAUUCUGAUUUAAAAAUAAAGACACCAUUGGCUAAAGAAACAA